This is a messenger RNA of Pseudonaja textilis, 627 nucleotides long. The record is from RefSeq and is a predicted model, not a curated record. NCBI's taxonomy places the organism in Eukaryota, Metazoa, Chordata, Lepidosauria, Squamata, Elapidae.
AGAGCCGGUUCCGCAGGGCCUGUUCGGGCGGGGCUGGGGGCUUCCCCGCUGUGCCAGCUGUGGGGCCGGGAGCCCUGCUGGAGUGACGCCCGGCUGUCCCCACAGGUGAGGCACCGCCAGUCAGGGCAGGUCCUGGUGCUGAAGAUGAACAAGCUGACCAGCAACCGAGGGAACAUGUUGCGCGAGGUGCAGCUGAUGAACCGGCUCUGCCACCCCAACAUCCUCCGGUUCAUGGGGGUCUGCGUCCACCAGGGCCAGCUGCAUGCGCUGACAGAGUACAUCAAUGGGGGGAACCUGGAGCAGCUGCUCGACAGCCCCACCCUGCUCCCCUGGCCCGUCCGCCUCAAGCUGGCCCUGGACAUCGCCCGGGGGCUCUGCUACCUGCACAGCAAGGGCAUCUUCCACCGGGACCUGACCUCCAAGGUGGGGAGGGGGGCUGUGCUGCGCCCCACCCCUCCCCCUGCCUGGGCCUCAAAUGUCCCCCUCCCCCCCCCCCCGCGGCCCGGCCUUUACACAGGCUCUCCCCCCCCUUGCAGUGAGGGCGGUGAGAAGGAGCCCCUGGCUGUGGUGGGCUCCCCCUACUGGAUGGCCCCCGAGGUCCUGCGUGGGGAGCUGUACAACGAGAAG